AUGUCUGUCGGUGCAGUGGGGCUGCCCCUCGGGCACGCGUCCCUCUACCUGGAACCCCUGGGGCGACCGUCUUACCGCUGCGGCUCUCCCGAGGAAGCUGCGCUGUCUGUGCUGGUCAGCGGAGACCCGAGCCACGUGUGCGGGGACAAGGCGCCACGCCAAGGCACAGGCGCAGCCAAGACCGGGCUCCCGGCUCCAGCCGGCUUCCUUGAAAACAGUAGUGGAGAUACUUCCAGAAGACUCGAGCCGCGCAGACGUGCCCUUGACCUGAAAAUGCCAGCAUUCCACCCCAAGCCCGAGGGUCCGGGUGACGCUGCAGGGCGCCCCGGCACCGUCGAGUGCCCUGGUGGCGUGGCCGCGCCCCUCCCCGCUGACAGGCCGCCUGCGGACUCGCUGGGCAGGGAGACCCCGGGGGGCGCGCUGCGGGCCCCCGAGCCGAUGCCUCUGGACCUGAGCACGCGGUCCUCGCGGGGCACGGGCGGCAGGGAGGCGGCGUGCGCGCUGCAGGCGGCACUGCCGGUGCACCCCUGCCCGUACUGCAGCCACCGGACCUACUACCCCGAGGUCCUCUGGAUGCACAAGCGGAUCUGGCACCGAGUCAGCGGCAGCGCUGUGGCGCCCCCCUGGGUGCAGCCCAAUGGCUACAGGAGCGUCAAGAACCACCUGGUGUUUCUGGCUCGCAGUGGCCGCACCGGCCCACCACCUGCACUGGGCGGCAAGGAGUGCCAGCCACUGCCUGUCGCCCGCUUCGCCCGCACGCAGGGGCCGGGUGGGGGGCUGGCCCCCAAGGGUAGCUCCUCGCCACUGCUGGGUGUGACCACAAAGGCCUCUGGGCCGAGCAGAGGCAAGCAGGGCCCCCCGGGGACUCCCUGCGAGCCAUGGGUGCCUGGCCCUGACGGGCACCGCCAGGCCCGGGCUGGCCCUCCUCCUGGCCAGAGCUCACCCACUGCCCCCCAGGUGCGGCCCAAGCCGGAACCCGGUUCCCAGCCCAGCCCCGGCAGCUUCAGCAGGAAUGCGCCCCCCACGCUCUCUGUCAUUGCUCGGGCUGGGCCCCCGGCCCCCAGCAAGCCGGGUGAGAAGCAGGGGGUGUCCCUCGCAGGGCCCAGCCUGGCUCCCCUGCCCAAGCACAGUGCCCCGGACUCAGCGAAAGCCAAAUUCAGCCCCCCGCCAUGCCAGCCUCCUGGGAAAGGCGACGGGGCCCCUGCUCUACCUCCCCGUGAGACCCUCUCCAAGGCCACUCCUGAGCCCAGGACUCUGGGUGGCGGUGGUGCCGUGGCUCGGGGCAGUGCGGCCGUGCAGGCUCAGCCCUCGGUGGCCGGCGCGUCCCCAGAGCCGCGCUCACUCAAGCAGGAACCAGCUGCUGAGGGCAGUGAGAAGCGGUUGGAUAUCCUUAGCAUCUUCAAGACGUACAUUCCAAAGGACCUGGCCACCCUCUACCAGAGCUGGGGCACCAGCGGCCCUGCCCUGGAGCACCGAGUGCUGUCUGGAUCUAAUGGAGCCCGAGCUGCCGCAGCCUCCGCCCGCAAACAAAGGAGCGAGCGAGUGCCAGGAACAUCGUGGAAGCACGUGCCUGGCGUUGGGGCUGGGCGGGGACCCUUCGUGGAGAUGCUGGCGACUGAAAGCGCUGGAGAUAAACUCCGUGAGAAGAGUUCCGCUCACACGGUGCUCACCGCCCUGGGGGCGCUGUGGUCCGGCGCGCGGUGUCCUCGUGGGGGCUGUGCUCUGCACACCGCUGGGGGCUCCCGCACGCGGCCCGGGGACGGUGUGUAG
Molecule: messenger RNA, 1770 nt
Organism: Orycteropus afer afer
Lineage: Eukaryota; Metazoa; Chordata; Mammalia; Tubulidentata; Orycteropodidae
Source: RefSeq, a predicted model, not a curated record